This is a messenger RNA of Lachancea sp. 'fantastica', 1152 nucleotides long. The record is from the annotation of a GenBank genome assembly. NCBI's taxonomy places the organism in Eukaryota, Fungi, Ascomycota, Saccharomycetes, Saccharomycetales, Saccharomycetaceae.
AUGAUCUUAGAAAUUCGUAUAAAGCGACCACAGUCUCAAAUCAUAUUUAAUUUAAACCAGAUCGUGCUGAACUUCAGCUCAUCGGCAAGCAACAACAACCGCUAUCCAAGAACACCUAGAGCCUUCUUCUCUAUGCUAACUUUCACUUCAGAGACAUGCAGAAAACUCAAGGAUUGGAUACUUAAAGAGCUGAUUGAAAAAGAUCCCGAUAUAGCCGCAGAAUUGACUGAUUUUGUCUUGGAAAUAGUAAAAGAUCUAUCGAGCAUCAAUGACAAGACAGAUGGCUCUCACGAGGCUCAAGAGUUGGCUAAGUUGCAGCUCAAGGGAAUCAUAAAGAAUCCGCAAAAAUUGCUUUCUCAAUUGCCAUUGAAGCUUGGCUUGCUGGAAACUCAGGAAAAAAACCUGAGUCCAACAUCAUCUGUUAAAGUCCUCAAUAUUCCAAUUCGAAAUUUAUCCACAGAUCAGAUUCGGGCUCAAUUUCAACUUUUCGGCUCCAUCAAAACGUGUAAAGCCUCUGUCCAGAAGCGCCAAGCUAUUAUACAAUAUCACAACGAGUCUUGUGCGAUCCGGUGCACCAAAUCUACGACCGUUUUCUUCAACAAUAGAUUUGUCAAAGUUGAGCUGUUUCACGGAAAUAUUGAAGAGUUUGAUGGUAUCACUCUCAUAGCAUCUCACCAAAGCGCAAAAAAGCCCGAUACUACAAUCUCGAAACAAGUAUCGCCUUCUCCAGAGGAAAAUAACCUUAACAAACGAAUUGAGCAGGUACAAAAUGUUCAGCAGACUAUAUUCGAGAAUAUCCAAAAGUCAAACGAGACUUUCAAGACGGAUUUCAGUGAACUUUUAAACUCCAAAGAGAAACUUUUACAUGCUCAUCAAUCGCUUCUGAAAGAGCUACUGAGAAAAACUACAGAAAUUUCGUCCGAUGAAGAAAACACCAGUCUAGGUCCACUAUUACUAGAGUUCAAACAGCUGCAGAAAAGUAUGGAUGAGCUUAGCAUCACACCCAAAGAAAUGACAGAGAUAAAGAUACGGAAGUUGAAUAUGGACCAUCCCAACGAGCUCGAGGUGAAAGAUGCCCGCGCAGCAGCGUCGAAGAAAAAACGAGCCAAGAAGGCUGCUUUGGUGAGGAAAAAAAUGCGGAGGAAAAGAUGA